This is a messenger RNA of Menidia menidia (Atlantic silverside), 1066 nucleotides long. The record is from the annotation of a GenBank genome assembly. Lineage: Eukaryota; Metazoa; Chordata; Actinopteri; Atheriniformes; Atherinopsidae.
CAGCUAAGCUCCCGUUUACCUGGAGGGGCUUCUGUCACAUAAAGUUGAUCCGUCGACCUAAGCGAUGGAGUUCCCAUUUGAUGUUAAUCAUCUGUUCUCCGAGAGGAUCUCAGUCCUGGACCAUAACUUCGUCGCUGGCCCCAAAUUCUUAGGAAGGGCAGACCUUCAGACACACAUCGCCACAGUUAUCGAUGACCUUGGGAGAGCCUCUGCAAAGGCACAGACGCUGUCAGCACCUGUGACCAGUGCCUCCAAGCUGCAGUCCCAAAAGCACCAGCUCUAUGUGCUGAAGGAUGGAGAGGGAAGCAGAAACAGAGGACGUGAGGUAGUUGUUGGAUUUCUGAAGGUCGGCUACAAGAAGUUGUUUCUGCUUGACCGGCACGGCGUGCACGUGGAGGCGGAGCCGCUGUGUGUGCUGGACUUCUACAUCGUAGAAAGCCUGCAGCGACAUGGCUUUGGACUGGAGCUCUUUGGUUUCAUGUUGCAGCACAAGAAUUUGGAGCCAGUUCUGAUGGCGUACGACAGGCCUUCGCCCAGACUCCUGUCCUUCCUGGCAAAGCAUUACUGUCUGAUGCAAAGUGUUCCUCAGGUACGACCCGCUGCCCCAGUGUUCCCACCGGCCCACAACUCACUCCCCUUAGCCUCCGUCGGACCCCUGCUGAGGCCAGUAGUCAAUAACUUUGUAGUGUUUGAUGGCUUCUUCCUCAACAAAGCAGCGGUCCAGUUGAGAAAGGCUCCCCUAAAAAAGCCAGACGGAGAGAUCAAGCCUUACUCUUUAAUGGAGAGAGAAGUGGUUCGAAAGGAACAGAGGACCCUUCCUUGGCCCUUUGCGCUGCCUCACUCCCCUCAGAGGUCGGUGUCGUCCCGCCCUGGCAGCGUGGAGUCCUCCCCCAGCAGGGUUCCUCCCCCAGUCACCCAGCCGCCUUCCCCUGGGAGCAACAAGGGCCUGAGCGCACAGUCGCCUGUCAUCAGAGCAAGACACAGCAGGUAUGGGCUGAGUGACCACUCCUGCAUCUGGACAGCUGCCCCUUCAUAUGCAGGAUGGAAAUCCUCAGGCCUCCCAUGA